Messenger RNA from Aphanomyces astaci, 3156 nucleotides. RefSeq lists its product as hypothetical. The coding region runs from base 559 to 3123 and encodes 854 amino acids. The record is from RefSeq and is a predicted model, not a curated record. The transcript has 4 exons. Lineage: Eukaryota; Oomycota; Saprolegniomycetes; Saprolegniales; Verrucalvaceae. Gene Ontology annotation, molecular function: metal ion binding; metalloendopeptidase activity. Gene Ontology annotation, biological process: proteolysis.
UGGGGGUAUUUCAACCAGACAUCGUUGACGUCGUCGCUGCUAGCGACUACGAUGUUGUCGAAGGUGUCACUCGAUGCGUACAAGUCCCCGAACGACCGACGGCUGUACAGAUUAACGACGUUGCCCAAUGGUCUUCAAGUGUUGCUGAUCCAGUGUCAGUCGUCGGACCAUUCGCACGUUCGAGGCACUAGCCAACCAUUCGACGACGACUCACAAGGCGAUCAUUCAUCGUCGGAGAAGGAGGACUUGAUGUACGCCCGCGACAGCGUCCAAGCAGCCGCAUGCCUGACGGUGGAGGUGGGCAGCUUCGCCGAUCCUCCCCAUUUACAAGGACUGGCGCAUUACAUGGAGCACAUGCUUUUCAUGGGUAACGUCGUCUAGACACUGCGAUGUUCUCUUUAGGGUUGUGUUUGAUAAGGAAGCGCAAAGUACCCCGAUGAAAACGCGUUCGAGUCGUACUUGAGUUUGCAUGGAGGGUACAGCAACGCCACGACAGACUGCGAAUCCACGGCGUUCGUGUUUGAAACCAACGCGUCUGGGUUUGAAGUCGCCUUGGACAUGUUUGCCCACUUCUUUGUCAGUCCGUUGCUCAAAAAGGACGCGAUGGAUCGAGAGUUGUGCGCCAUCGAUUCGGAAUUCCAGCUCGCGUCCCAGAACGACCACGUUCGCUUGCAGCAAGUGUUGUGCGUGUUGUCGCCUCCAACACACCCCUACCAUCGUUUCAGUUGGGGCAACCAACUAAGCCUUCGCGACUCCCCUGCCAAGGACAACGUCAAUGUCUACGAAGCCCUUCGGAACUUCUUCCGCCAGUACUACACGGCGAGCCACAUGAAACUCGUCGUGUGCUCCCCGCAUGACCUUGACGCGCUGGAACAAUGGACAGCGCGCUCGUUCGGUGCAGUGCCAAGUAGUGAGACAGCUGCCCCAUCGUACGAGCUUCAUGGUUCACCGUUCCAAGCCCUCCGCUCCCAACUCAUCAAGUUGAUUCCUCUGCAAGACAUGCAUGCAAUGCACAUGUACUUUUCGUUGCCCCCGCUCGUGGGUCUGUACAAGCAAAAGCCCGCCGAGUACAUUCGAUACAUCCUCAGCCACGAAUGCAACCAGUCGCUUCUUUCCACGCUGACUGACGCGGGGUGGGCUACCGCCAUUGUCGCAGGAAUCUCCGACACGGACGGCUACGAGUCGGGCUCGUACGGGUGCCAGUUUGAAGUUCAGCUGACGUUGACCAUCGAUGGGUUGGACCAUUGGGACGAGAUUGCCGCGCACGUGUUUGCGUACUUGAACAUGCUGAACCAAUGCCCCGACCUUCCCGAGUGGAUCUUUUCUGAAUUCAAAGCAUCGUCUGAACUAGCGUUUCGUUUCCCCGACGAAAUGGACCCGUUGGUAGCGUGCAAGGAGCUGUCUCAACGGAUGCAAGCCAGAUAUGCCAUGCCCCCGCAAGACUGGCUUCAGGCGACUGUCUUCCAAGGCGCGUUCCAACAACACCUGGUGAAAGACCUGCUGCCGUCGUUUUCAGCUCACAGUGUCCGGGUGGUGUUGGUGUCGCCAUCUUUCGACACUGAAAUUGACGGCGGCAUGACCCCUUGGAAAACGGAACCGUGGUUUGGAACGAGCUUUACAUGCGAUUUCAUCGACCCAGGCCUGGUAGAGUCGUGGCAUCAGUCACAUCACAGCAGCCAUUGGCCGUUGCCGAACCCGUACAUCCCCACAGAUAUCGGCUAUAUCGCGACCCCAGCCACCACUACUGCCGCUCCUUUCCAAGUUCGUCCCAACUUGUGGGUCCUCCCGGACUUGUCGUACCAUACCCCACGCAUCAAUGCAUGUUUCAACGUCGCACUGGCGUCUGUCCGUCGAUCGCUGGAAGCCCACGCGUGCGCACUGCUGUACUGCGAGGUCGCCAAUGACGCCUUGCGUGAGCUUAAGUACCUCGCGCAGUGCGCCGACAUGGAUUUUGACAUUGGCCUGCAAGAUGGGUCGGACUUGGAAGUCGUGUGUUAUGGGUAUGGUCAGCAUCUGAGUGCCAUCGUGUCUCAGAUCUUUCAAACCCUUGCCAGAGGAGACUUGGACCCAACUCGGUUUGAGGCCAUUCGACACGUGUUGGUGCAGAAUCUUCACAACAAGUGUCGGCACCCGACCGACAAAUCGCGGUAUUUGCGAUUGCUUGUGUUGGAAACCACGGCGCUGUUUGAACUGGAAGACAUUUGUGCCGCCGUGGAAGCGUUGACAUGCGACAGGCUCAUGUCGUUUGUCCGGGAUGAUAUGUGGGUUGGUGUGUGCUUCACUGGUUUUUUUCAUGGUAAUAUUGACGACGCAUCAGCGGACACUAUAUUCCGCUUGGCGGCGCACCCUCUUGAACGCCUCCACCCACUUUGUUCCCCGUCUUCGUGUACCCACCGGUCGGAAGUAUGGAUGCCACAAGCACUCGCGCUACCAUCGUCCCCCCUGGGGCGGGGCAUCUUGGUGCGGCAGCCCAGCGCCCACGUCGACGAAGUCAACACUUCGGUGGAGAUUUACUACCAACUCGGCAAGCGAGACGUCCGUUCCAACGUGUACGCCAACUUGAUUCAGUGCAUCAUGCAAGAGCCGCUGUACUCAAGCCUGCGCAGUCGCGACCAGUUGGGCUACGACCUGUCGUGCUGCGUCCGCCACACCCACGGUGUCCUCGGGUUUAGUGUGUCGCUCGUGUCCUCCGCCUACUCGGCCAGCCACCUCGCGAUGCGCGUGGACGCAUUUCUUCACGGAGAAUUCCCCGCCCACCUCGCAGGAUUAGACGACGACACGUUUGAGAGGCACGUCGCCGCCCGAAAAGCCGCGUGGACUGGCUCCCGUCCGUCCACUUUGAGGGCUGCGACGGCCGAGUUCUGGGCAGAAAUUACAUCCCAACGACUCGAGUUCCAUUCCAAAUCCUUGUUUCUAGACGAGUUGAACGACGUGACCAAGGACGAAUGCGUGAGGAGAUUCCACGACUGGUUUGUGAAUAAGCCCAAGAAAAUGCGGGUUCACGUCGUCGGACAGAGCCACCGCAGGACGCACGUUCCGUUCGAGUCGACCGUCCAAGAACACGUUGCCCCCUUUCUUGUGAACGACCUCCUUGGGUUCAAAAGCACUUUAAAUUAUUGGUAGAUAUAUAUUUCGAUAUUUCAAUUAGUACCGGUA